GUGAGGUUGGCCGCACCCAACACUACCGCAUACGUGUGUAUUCUUGAACUCCUCUUUCUUACUUUGCUAUUGAUUUGACUUUUUGUUUUACCUAUCUUCUUUCUUGCUACUUCACAGUGUUGUUUACCGUGCUCUUUGUGUGUGUGUCUUUUACUCCCUCUUUCCCGUUCGACUAUGACACAGGUGCCACGUGUUGUGGUCGUCGUGGCAGCGGUGCUGGCGGCUGUCCUCCUCUGCUUGCAGGGUGAGGUGGCGGCUGCGGGUGAAAACAAGAAACUCUACCCGGCCUGCGGUGGCAUCGAGCACACGGCGACCGCCAAUUCGCAGGAGGAGGUGACACUCUACAGCCACCCCUACUCCUACAACGGCAUCGCACUGGACUGCCUUGCCUACGAGGUGACCUCCCUCAAAGGAGGGCAGAAGAACCAGAAAAAGGACUAUUGUGUCAUCAAGCACCAAACCGAGUACGCUUACUCCAUCGUACUGCGCGCCACCUACGUCGACGACAGCGGCGAUCGCGUCACGCGCGACUUCAGCAUCCGCGACAUGACGGGCGGGUCCUUGACGUCGGUGACAACGCGCAUGCCGCAAUCCAGCAAGUACUCUCUUGUGUUCAAGAACCUCGCCACCAACAAGCGAUGCAACUUACAGGUCCGCGCCUUGGUGUCUCUCUCCACCGUCCCUGACGCGGACGCAUCUGCGGUGGGGCCAACCGUCGUCGCUAUUGAGCCGCGCACCGUGUACACGAAGGACUCGCCUCGCACCUACCUGGUGCUGGAUCACGGCCACGGCGUCAUGCCAAGUCGCUCCGAUGUCGUGACGCUGGUGGACUACACGCUGGGCACGUGCGCCCAACCCGUCGGGGACGUGGUCACGAUGGACUACUCCUCCUCCAUCCCGCCUUCGGUGCACAUAACAGGAGACGAGAGUGACUACAGUGCACGCGUGGCAACGCUGUACAACCCCAACACGUAUCGCGUGUGCUACCGCGGCGCGGACUCGUCCAGCGCGCUCGAGAUCGCCGUCAUCACCGCCUUCUCUGGCAACCCCGCUUACUAUGAGGUGAUCAGCGGAGAGGACUCGGAGGGGCGGGUGCUGGUCGGUGAGAAGGCCACCAUCAAGUUUUAUGGCUACGACCUUGACUCUCGCCAGCACGGCGACGAGGCAAAGUUUGUGUGGUUCACGGACGAGUGCGACUGGGGUGCGCCAGCUGCAGGCGUCCCGUUGACGGACGACUUGGGGCCGGACGACAACUACGGACCGAACACGACGUACACGCUGUGGACGUGGACCAUGAAGGAGGAGGGCGCCUUCAAAGUGUGCUACAAGCGCAAGGCCACCGGGAAAUGGACAGAGGUGCCCUCGAUCGACGACAUUGGCCCAGGUGCGGCCGCAGACACCUCCACGCCCAGCCCGGUGCCGGACCCCACCGACCCGUCGACGAAGGAGAAGUGCCCGAAGCUGACGUACAACUCACAGGACCCGUGGAAGAAGUACAAGAGCGUCCAAGUGACCCUCGCGACCAAGGACAUCCCAGACACAUUCUUUCACACGCUGUCGCAGGUGCUGUGCCUGCCCGUCAACAUGUUCAUCGUCAUGCACAGCCGAAAGACGGACGAUGGCUACAAGAACGUCUUCCUCACCUUGAACUGCGACGCCGCUGGCAACGAAGGCCAGUGCGACAUGACAGAGCGGCUGAACUACUUCGCGCAGCUGUCCACCACGGUAUUGAAUGAUCACGGCAUUACCGCGGUGGUGGGCAGCACCUCCGUUUUUGCCUUUGACGAUGACAAGGUCGUUACUAUUAUUAAACGCUCCUCAAAUGCGCUCAUCUUCUGCGGGCUUUGUGUUCUGGCAGGCGGUGGCAUGGCCGUCUUCGCCGUGAACCGCUACCAGGAGCGGCGGCACCACUUCACCCAGUUUGGUCUGGACGAAGACGACAUCGAUGAUAUGUACGACUUUGGUACCGCGCCGGGACCUGGUGCGCCUGGUACUACCGCGCAAGAUCACUAUAGUGUACCAGGGGCGCCACAGCAGCCGCCCGCGCGCAUUCGAAACGCCGUCAUCGAGAUCGAAGACUAA
Molecule: messenger RNA, 2082 nt
Organism: Leptomonas pyrrhocoris
Lineage: Eukaryota; Euglenozoa; Kinetoplastea; Trypanosomatida; Trypanosomatidae
Product: putative Golgi/lysosome glycoprotein
Exons: 1
Coding region: 175-2082 (635 amino acids)
Source: RefSeq, a predicted model, not a curated record